This is a messenger RNA of Anopheles gambiae (African malaria mosquito), 10402 nucleotides long. RefSeq names its product F-box/LRR-repeat protein 20. NCBI's taxonomy places the organism in Eukaryota, Metazoa, Arthropoda, Insecta, Diptera, Culicidae. Gene Ontology annotation, biological process: SCF-dependent proteasomal ubiquitin-dependent protein catabolic process. Gene Ontology annotation, molecular function: protein binding. The transcript is spliced from 10 exons. The coding region runs from base 5853 to 7346 and encodes 497 amino acids. Gene Ontology annotation, cellular component: SCF ubiquitin ligase complex. The record is from RefSeq and is a predicted model, not a curated record.
UGUGAUUACAUAAAUUGUGAAUAUGUUGUGCGAUCUAAAGAGAAAAAAAAACUACAAGGAGACAGGGAAAGAAAUGGUUCAGUUCGGGAAUCAAAAAUCUGGAAUACAGUUUGCGUGUGUGUGUGUGUUUGUGUUCGUUUGUUUUGUACAGCAAGAGGGAGCGAGAUAACACCGAGCGAGUGGGAUACGUGAGUGAGUGCGCAAGGGAGAGAAGGACUUUUAAAACGUACACAGUGCACCGCAAGUUUUUAUCCAAUUAGUGUAACUUGCAUGGGGCAUGGGUUCGAGCAAAGGCGAGGUGAAAAUCAAUAACCGUGUACAACACCACCCGCGAUAGUGCUGUGCGGGGUUUUGGGUUCGUUAUACAAAACAAACGGCACACAUCAAUCAUCGCAGCAUGCCACCCCACACACUGAACGGUGCUAGGCACUGGCUGUCAAAGGUUAAAGUAAAUAGAAGAGAGCCCUGCUAUGCGCUGUGACCAAAGGAAGUGUUGGCAAGGAGCGGAAGGGGUAGGCAAUGGCAAAGGUUUUUUUUUGUACAGGUGUCAAAUACAAUGCCCGAACAGCUGAUCAUAAUAAUACAGGUGCAGCAUAGGCCCGACAGAUGCCUAUGCCCUUUUGGUGGCAAGAUGAACAACGGACGGAGACAUUUUUCGUCAUGUUGUUGCCAUUCAACCUUAAUGUUCACUCAAAUUUUACUAUAAUGUGACCUUUCUUGUGGAAUGAAUGAAAUGAGCUACUUCACCCUCCACAUUACACAGCAGUGUCAACAAAAGCAACCCCAAAAUGAGAUGAGCGGAUAAUGUAAUCCUCCCCUUUCCUCCCCCUUCCACCCCUUUCCUCCCCCUUCCACCCCUUUCCUCACCAACCGAAAGAGAGUGAGAGCGUACCACAACGGCCUCGCACCGAAAACAACAACAAGCUGAAACACAAACGCACACAACGAAGCAGGCCAAACAAUUUACAGCAGCAGCAGCAAAAAACAAACACACGCACAGAACACGAAGAACCCGACAAAAGAAGUCGUGUCGCCAUAUUGAAUCAAGAAUGCUUCAAUUACUACGCACGGAAGGGGUCGAUUCAGAGAAGAGGGUUGGGGUGAGAGAUGGGCGAUGACAGGUAGUAAGAAGAAACAAAUAGCCUACACACAUUUUCUCCCACCCCCCGCCAGUGGGGUUGACCACAUGUGUGCGAAUGUGUGUAGCGGGUUGGUGGUGGUGUGGUGAUUGUGGCGAUGGGUGUCUGUCUUGCCGCGGUGUGUGUACGAUGUGUGCCCUUUUUCUGCUUCCCUUGAUUCGCUGCUAAUCGCGAAGCAGACGACGGACGGACGGGCCUAUACACGGGGGCCUCUUCGACGCGGUCGUCUGUUUCGCUUCAGAAUCCAUCCAACCAGUCCAGCUCAAGGGGGGACUCCGUGCUGCAAGUGUGCCGUAGUUUGUGCUCUGUUGCUUCAACGUAGGGGCUUCCCCAUUAGCCGGGAGUGUGUCGUCUGUCGAUGGGUUCAUGCAAAGUAGGAAGUAGAUCAAUUCAUUCCGGGGGAGGUGUCCGGGAGCAUUCGGGCAAUCAGUGUUAAGAGGUAGGGUGGUUACAACCCUGAUUUCUUGUUUCUAGUCGAUUUAGGAUCGUGUCCGGUUGCUGUUGCGUAAAAUGCAGUCAGGACUGUUUGGCAAAGUGUAGUUGCUGUUGCCGUGGUAGUGAGUACACGGUGCAAGUGUAGUGUCGAUAGUGGCAAGUGAUAAACGUUUGACAAGAAAAUUGAAAACCCCAUCUAGAAGGCGCAGUGCUAGAGUGACGGCGUUACGGGGUGCAUACGUGUGCGUGCAGUGCGCGUGCAUCCUCCAAACAAAGGAAAGUGCUGCCGACCACACACUGUCGCCGUUAGCCAAUGUAGAGUCAUCCCUUCCGGUAGACCCUCCCGCCUGCCCGGAAUCGCUCGCUGUGCGUUCUCAAUUAUAUUGGAGUGCGUUCCACACACACUCUUUCUUCCAGCCGUGUGUGCUUGUGCCCUCAGGAAGCGUGAAUUCAAUCUCCACAGCAGUCAUCGGUUUGCCUUCAAUUCAUCCGUGUGAGGUUCACGACUCCCUUGAACCCUGUUGCUGCUGCUGAUCGAGUGGGUUGCGCCUGUGUGUUUGUGUCGGUGCUCUCUCUCUCUCCCUAUCGCUGUGUGUGACGUUUGUUGCUUCUUUGUUGGUUAAGGCGAGACCGUUUUCUAUUGCGUAGUUCCUUGCCUUCCUGCGCUGGAGACACAUCGCAAAGAGAGGAGGAGGACAACCGCAACAACGAAGCAGUGUUUCGUUGACGGGCGCUCACACACCAACACAAACACAGAUCGGGAAGAGAAGAGAAGCUAGAACCACCCCCUGCGCGAUCGGGACAGCGGUUGCUAAGCGUGCGCCGGAAUUUCUUCGCCUGCUGCGAGUGAAAGGGCAACAGCGACAGCAACAACCGUUACGAAAUUCCAACCGGAAGUGAGCCCAACGCAGACGGAGGAAACACCACCAGCUACGACAACGCACGCGACAACGGCACGGAGUUAGCACGAUGAAGGCACGGAACGGAGAGCGUUCACCGUCGCGGCAGAAAAGCUCCGCCAAGGAGCCGAACGACAAGAUGAUGAACCAGAUUCAGCUGGUUCGCAAUCGAUUCGAGGUAAGGCUUGAACUCUCCCUCGCCGGAUUAAUGAACAUGUACGUUAUUUUGUAGGAAGGGUGGUGUAAUGCUUGAACGAAAACGAUUCUAGGAAGAGCGUGAAAACAUAUCGAUGGUCCACGCAUUUGUCCAUUACGCCAAGACGAGUGCUUUGUACGCUGAGAAAGAGCAAAUAAGCUAACCGAGCAAUUUACUCACCUUGAAUGUGUGACCGUGGUCAGCCUCUUCCUUUCCGGUUGUUAUUCGUGGCGCAAUUUCCCGAAGUGCAAUUGAUCUGCCAUUUCAAAUGUGAUCGAACAUCGAACAAUUGCGAUGGAAUGCAAUGGCAGAAAGAAAAAUGUCCUUGCUUUGGAACAUUUUUGUACCCAUUGAUGUGGACCCAUGGGUGGCUGAAUCGUUUUUUACACACUUGACACACAUUCAUACUAGAAAGCGAUACUUUUCUACAGUUGUAAUAGCCCGAAAAGGCAUUAAAACACUUUGGUGCUUUGUUAUCAUUAUCAGCUCCUUUACUUGGUGAGUCGUUUUCUAAUGAGCAGUUUGAAAAUAGGUGCAUAUUAAAAAAAAUGAGGUUUUUAAAGCUCAAUCUAAGAAAUUAGCAAAUCUGAUUAGCAGCAAAAUUUAACUUCAACUUUGAGUUUGUGUUCUCUUCGUCACAAUAUUGCAUCUCCCUGUUUCUGUAUUAUCGUACCCUGUCGUGCGAUGUAGGUCAAACUUUUGCACCAUGCUUUUGCACACACAAAAAAGAAGCGCAGUCGUAAACACGAAACCUCUCCGACAUCCCCCAGAUACGGCUUGUGUUAUGAAAAGGUGUCUCGUCGAAGGAGAAAGUAAGAUAAUACGAUGUGAUCAUACGUAUGUGCAGUGAAGGAUGGGAGGAAUCGUGUUAAUCCUCCCGCUGUCUUCUCCCAUGGAACUUUAUUUGGCACACACCCUCUUCGGAUUUCAAAAAGGAAGAAGAAUAACUCCCCACUUGCGGGAUGUAUUACAUACCAACUCAGGACCCAACUGCAACUCAUUUCCAUACGGUGCUGAAAAAUAUAAGUCGAGCUAACGCGGCGGAGAGGGUGAAAAGGCAUACUGUUGGGGUUGGCUGGUGCGCAGUUUCUUAAAGUAAACAAAAUCUUGCCUGGGAUGCACUUGGGAUGCGGCGGGGCUGCAGAUAACACCAACCAGCGACCCCUUGCCAAGGGAAGUGGCACGAAUUUAGGUCAAGUCAAGAGUCGUUAGAUCCAAUGCCAACAAAACCUCCACCCAAAUAGAACAAAGUGUGUGUUGAAUGUUGGGACUUUUUUGGAGUGAUGUUUUCAUUUAAAAAAAGGCUGGUAUGUGCCACAAUUUUAAGGAUUAUCAAAGCAACUAUUCAUACUUUUUUGAGUUAUAUUUUAUCAAAAAAACUGCUGCAUUCAAAUACAACAGUAACUACCCGUGUGUGCAGUGCUAAUGCUCAUCCAUCCUUACUGAAGUGCCAUGUCUGCAUUUUUGUUAUCGGUUUUUGAAGACACAUGCGCUCUACAAAGUAUCCUUCUUCGUCAUGUCUAUAUUACUGUUUUACCUCGUCCGUUAGUAUGGUACCAAUGGGUUUCACAAUAGCCAGAUUCUUAAAAAGUAAAUCUCCCUAAAACCCAUUCCAUUUAGUUAGUAACAACAAGCAUUUUGUCUACAUUCUCUCCAGCUGCACGGGUUCCCUAGUUUCUAUGGCGCUUACUUAAGCUUCUUAAAGCGUUACCCAGCAGUUUCCCCCAGCAUUCACUUUGUGUACCUAGAAUCCUUUCGUCACUAAUGACUGUUGCUUCACCACGCCACGGUCUCGGAAGGGAAGGACUGGCUGGAGUAGUGUCGGGCGUUGUCAACCAGACCGUCACGCUGCCCGCAGAGGAUGCUUGAGGGUGAGCCAAUGAGACAAAAAACACCCCAGCGAGCAGGAGCUGAUGUCUGUCGUCUGGAUCCCUUUCGGGUGCGUCGUGCAAACGACGCUGUUCUGCUGGUUUUUUGUUUGCAAAGCGUCGUCUGGCUGCGUAUGCUCGAUGAUGGCGACGAUGGUGGUGCUGGUGAAGGUACUACUCCAUAUAAAGUUUAAUACCUCAUCCGUUUCGUCUCCGCUCCAACCAACAGGAGCACCACACGACUGUCGCGAGCUGUCCCAAAUCUGGCUUCGGUUCGUCUUCGGCGGUUUUCGUGUUCCGUUUUCGUGUCAGCAUCAGCAUCUGACGUGGCAAACCCUCCACCGACUAAUGCCAAGGAAAGCUAAGUCCUCGCCUCUUGCCUUGCUCUCUACCCUGCCUUGCCCUUUAACCGUACACUACCACCUUCGGGCUGCACUGGAUCGGGCGUUCGGGCCUCUUUGUGUGCACAACGUGUGCAUUCGCCUCACACCAACAUCGUCCUGCGUGGUCCUUUCCAGUCACAGCUCAUCUCCCCUGCAGCACCUCGUUGGGCUCUUGAUGGUGGGGGGGUUGCUCUCAUUCAGAAGCGACGUGAAACGGAAUCCCCGUAGCAGGAUCGGUACGCCCAUGUAUUGGGUUUCUCCGCCACUUCGUUCGCGUGGUUUGCGAAUGCGUAGGGCAGCACUUGUUUCUUCUUAGUCUUAGCACUCGGGCCUGAUGGGACCUGGGUCUUGGGUUUACCAACACAGCACGGCGAACGAAUACCGUUCUGCCGAACUAGCAAUGCGCGCGGGGUUGCAUUAUUAAACUAGUUGUGUUGUCUCGACGGCACAGGGCACACACAUCCUGAGCGACUGGAGUGCGAGGAUAGACAUCUUCCCCCGGCUGUGCUUUGUACUUUCCUGCUCCUUUUUCGCGCAGGACACACGAGACAAAGAGGAACCUGUGUUACCAGUGCAGAAUCCUUGCACGAAGCGCUUAGGAGAAGAGGAACCGUUAGUGUGGCAGUUUUUCCCGGAAUCACUUCAGUGCUGCUGAUGUGUGCAAUAACGAACAACGGUGCUAGUUUAUUUUUUUGAGACUUUUAGGAAGGAUUUUGAAACCAUAACUCAGGAAAUAGGAAACCAACCACCAGCAAAGUGUUUUCACGUCUUCAGUUUUCUGUCUCAGGGAUAGCUAGCAGUGUGUGCCUUCUUUGUAUCCACUGUGGAAAUUAUAAGGUGACCAUCAGUGCUCCUACGAAAACCACGGACUGUCUCAAAACUCAUCGCCCAAGCUAAUCAUAUCCAUCAAAGUUAUCCGAGCGCGCCUCAAGAUGAAUCGUUACCAUCCCAGCCAUUAUUCCCAUCAUAACCAUCACCAUCAUUACCAUCAUCAUCAUCACCAUCACCAUGGAAACGGAUCUCGCGGGACGCAUCAACAGCAGCUUCAGUACUACCAACAGCAGCAGCAGCAACCCCAGUAUCUUCAUUACCAGGAACAGUAUCACAGCCAACGUAGCUACGAUGUCUACAGCCGACGAGCGCAGCAGCAGCAGCAGAAAUCGUGCAUCAUCCCGGAUGAUGAGAUCUCACGAAAACUACCAAAGGAAAUUCUGCUUCGCAUUUUAUCAUACCUUGAUGUAACCUCGCUUUGCCGCUGUGGACAGGUUUCUCGAUAUUGGAAUAUUCUCGCACUGGACGGCUCUAACUGGCAAAAGAUAGAUCUGUUCGACUUUCAACGAGACAUUGAGGGUCCAGUGAUCGAAAACAUCUCACAGCGCUGUGGCGGCUUUCUGAAGUAUCUGCGAUUGCGGGGCUGCCAGUCGGUCGGCAGCCACUCGAUCCGUACCCUUGCCAACUACUGCCAUAACAUCGAGCAUCUCGAUCUGUCCGAGUGCAAGAAGAUCAGCGACGUUGCCAUACAGCAGCUCAGCAAGAACUGCGCCAAGCUGACCGCGAUCAAUUUGGAGUCGUGCUCGCAAAUAUCCGACAGCAGCCUUAAGGCACUCUCCGACGGGUGUCCGAAUUUGUCCGAAAUCAAUGUAUCCUGGUGCAAUCUAAUCACGGAGAAUGGCGUCGAAGCGCUCGCUAGGGGAUGCAACAAGAUCAAAAAGUUCAGCAGUAAAGGAUGCAAGCAGGUGAACGAUAGGGCUGUUAUCGCGCUUGCACUAUACUGUCCCGGGAUCGAGGUUUUAAAUCUACAUAGUUGUGAUAGCAUAACGGAUGCAUCGAUAUCGAAGAUUGCAGAAAAAUGCUGCAACCUGAAGCAGCUGUGCGUGUCCAAGUGUACCGAGCUUACCGAUCAGUCCCUCACUGCCCUAGCGAUGAAUAAUCAGUACCUCAACACGCUCGAGGUCGCCGGAUGUGCACAAUUCACCGAUAGUGGCUUCAUCGCGCUGGCAAAGAACUGUAAAUACUUGGAGCGCAUGGAUCUGGAAGAGUGUAGUCUGAUCACCGAUGCCACUUUGCAGAACCUGGCAUUGGGCUGUCCUAGUCUGGAGAAGCUGACUUUAUCACACUGCGAGCUGAUAACGGACGAAGGCAUCCGGCAGCUGGCCGGUGGUGGCUGUGCCGCUGAAAGCCUUUCCGUCCUGGAGCUUGACAACUGUCCACUGAUCACUGACGCAACGCUGGAGCAUCUAAUAUCCUGUCACAAUCUGCAACGGAUAGAGCUGUACGACUGCCAACUCAUUUCACGCAAUGCAAUCCGUCGUUUAAGGAAUCAUCUUCCCAACAUAAAGGUUCACGCUUACUUUGCACCGGUUACGCCGCCACCAACAAUAAACGGUCCGCGCCCUAGGUACUGCCGGUGUUGCGAGAUUCUCUGAGAUCAGGCGAUUGGCUUAGCCAGAAAAGUGCUCUGCAGGAGUAGAGACGACUGAUAUUUAUACUUGUAACCGUAGCAUACACCUUUCGGAUUUGAUAGAACACCCCAGGGGGCUGGUAGGAGGGUCUAUCGCAUUGUCGUUUGUGCACCACAAACGCUGGAGGCAUCGUGCGAAUCAAGAACCUUUCGUUAAGGGCAGCUAUGGGGCACAACAUAGCCUCGAAAUACUGGCUGCUAGGCCUGGACUGAAAACUACAUACAUACAAACAUACACACACACAUACACACGAAAACUGCAUUCGCUUUGCAUGCACGGUGCAGUGCACCAGUCGCUAAUUUGAUGUCUCUGUGCCAGUGUGGCGUCAAGAAGAGCGAAACGGAACAACAUUCUACAAGAAGCUGGAUAACAUCCCACGUGUAAUGUUCGUAAACAGCUUAACGCAUGCUUUAGUCGCCUUGUGUGUGUGCGGGUGUGUGUGGGUGUAUGUGUAAGCAUUACUUAGAACAUGUUAGCGUAACACGAAAUGGGCCCUAAACAAACGACGCCGCCGGUGGUAGGAAAGUACGACAAACCGACAACCAAACACACAGAAUAUCACACCAAAAAGUAACAGCUUAUUCUACGUCGAAGUUGUGGAAAGGGGAGGGAGGAGGGGGAGGGGGAUUCAGAGACACCGGAAGAUACCAAAAGAACGGGGUUGGAACGGCAAAAAAAAAUCACAAAACAACCACACUAACGACAAACACACAAACUCUAUCACAUGUGUUCAGCAAAGCAUAAGUAUGAGGUGUGAGAUCAAACAAAAGUAUCAUACACACAUAACGUAGCAUAACGAAUCAACGUAUCGUGCAAUCAUUUGUACAUUGAACCAUUGUAGAUGCGGGAGAAUGCGGAUGGCGGUAACAAUAACAGCAACAACAACAACAACAUACCCCCUCCAAAAAUACCCCCCAACACUUGUAGCAGUUUGAAUACUUAAACAUACCGCCGAUGCACCGCAGGAAAGGUAGGAAAGUGCACACGCGUACGCAUCGAUAAACAUUUUAUGAACAGAAAUCAUCUACUACACUACUAAAACAAUACUUUAAGUGUAUGCGUGUGUGUUUGAAAGACUUGCAACUAAAAAGGAAACAUAGUAUGCAACAGUUUAGAUAAACAUAACAGCAAGAAACGAUGGGGAGAGGGGGAGAGGCGGAAGAAGCAACAACUGGUGUACUAAUAAUGCUCACGAGCACUAUCUACAUUAAGCAUCAUUACACUGUGUAGCACAUAAGCUUUUGUACUAGGUGUGUUUGUAAUGUGCAGGAGAUAGCCGGAAUUAGAAGAGAGUGAAAGAAGAGAGAGGGAGAGAAAGAGCGCAUUGCAACCAGAAUUCAUAUUUUUCAUACAAAACAGCAGAAAUGGUAAAAGGAGAAGUGAAUAGAAAAAACAGGCAAAGAAUGGACCGGAUGUGAUGACUGACCAUGGAACAAGUACACACACACACACACACACACAGGGAUGAUAGGAAAUAUGUUUUACCCGAGUACGAUGCUGGCAGAUUGUGAUAAACAAGCCCAAAAGAAAUGAGUGGGUGGGCGCUUUAUGGUUAAAAUCUUUAAUUUUCUUCCGAUAUUACUCGCUGUCGUCCAUGUUUUAAUACUGUAAAUCCGCACAAAAUGUAGCUAUGUUUUCAUACGAUAGCAUCUACCCAACAACUACUACUGGAUUUAAUUGCUACUAUUUCUAACACGGACCUUUGCUUCAUCGUACUCUUAUUCAUUUUUCCCCUUUUCGUAUGUGUGUGUGUGUAUGUUGUAUAGUGGACGGGUGUGUGAAUGUAAUGUGUGAUUGUGUUGUACAUGCGCGUGAGCUUUAGAGAAUGUGAUCUGGUAAGAGGUAGUAAUGAGAGGAUGAGGACGAGAGUUGCAGGAUCGGUUUUUUGGUAAUGACUGCGGCCGGUUCGCAGCAUAGCAUAGAAGGUUUAGAGGUCUCUCCGGAAAGGGGAGUGAGUGCAUGAAGCACGAAUGAAAGGAUUGCUGGGCAGCGUUUUGGAUCGUUUCUUGCAUCUUAUCCCGAGACAUCAUUAUCAUCAUUAUCAUCAUCAAUACUGUAGCAGUAGCAGUUUUUACACACUGAACAAAAUAAUUCAAAGAGGCCAGACACAGGCAGGGGCAGAUGAUCCGAUAGACCGGACCGGAGCUAGGGCGUGAUGAUGAUAGGCAGCGAUUAUAUUUGAUUGUGAUCUUUACAUAAGCAUAUUUUAUACAUUAUACAUACACUCGCGAGAAGCGUGGGAAUGGAACUGUGGUCACAGUGGGCACACGUGGGUAAGCCAGAAGGGUGAAAAAGCUAAGGUAGCCGAUAUCCCUUAAAUACGAAUACAACUACACAAGUACACACACACACACUAAUUGAGAGAGGUUGGAUUUAUUUUUCAAAGCAAGAGAAUGGUUUAACAUCAAUUUAUGUAUGAAAAAUGUUUGCGAACCCCUACAGACCUCGGUUCUAAUCAAAACAAACAGUGUAUUCAGCAGUUGGUACCGGUGGUUGAAUUGCAUUUUUUUCACUGUUGAUUAGUUCGUCCCGUGCUUUGUGUGCUUUGUGUUUCUCCACCUUCAUUGAGAUUGUAAGCUCCGGUUGGGUAUAUUUGUUUUUAGUUUUAUAUGAAAAAGUUAAAGCAAAACGACCCGUUGAACAAAAGAGUAGCUGUUAAGAGCUGUGUGCGCAUGUGUUUGUGUAUAUGUUUGUCAAGUAAGAAUAUACUUAUUCGUAUACGUUUUUUGUAUGGAUUCAAUUUCCCAAAAGAAGAGACUCAAAUUCGGAAAUACAACACUGUGUCAUUGCAACAAUAAUAUCUACCCCAUAAACACACACACACGGAAACAUUAAUUUCGCCCAGUAAGGAAACGACGGAAUGUGUGUGUGUGGGAAUCUAGGAUCUGUCACUGGCGUGUGAUCAGGAACAACAUCCAGUACUGGGUAGAGAUCGCGCGCACGCGUGUAGGCAAGCGAAAAUAUGGUUUAAAUAAAACAAACGAAAAUGAAAUAAACAACAAUAAUUCAGAUUAUUUUAA